Messenger RNA from Ambispora gerdemannii, 2181 nucleotides. The record is from the annotation of a GenBank genome assembly. NCBI's taxonomy places the organism in Eukaryota, Fungi, Glomeromycota, Glomeromycetes, Archaeosporales, Ambisporaceae.
GUGAAUAUUUCUACCAACGAUAAAGACUUGGAAAUUAAAAUACAUGCCGAAAAUAUUAAAGAACAACUCAAAGUUGUGGAGUUGUCUCCAUUUAAAAUUGUUGGAGAAUAUUUUAAUGAAAUACCCACCAGUAAUGACAUCCGCAUAAUCGUACAAACGCCCGCUACUGAAGCGUCCCUUUCUACGGAGAGUAUUAUCAAUGCUGGUUUGAAGAUGCAAAAAAUGGAUGAAUAUAUAGUAACCAUGUAUAAGUAUAUCGAAAGGCCUCAUAUACGAUUGUUCAUUCGAGACAGAAUACAAAAUAAUUUAGAUGCUUUUAUGAGAGAAAGCUCUCGUCCAAAUGACUAUCAAGGAAUUAGUAUCUCAGGUGGCUCUGGCACUGGAAAAACGCGGCAUGGAUUUGAGGCGAAAAAUAUGAUCAGCGAUUUUGAUGAAAUUGGUGAUGGUAGUUUUAAAGUCAUUCAUAUAUUUACUCAGGUUGAUUUUUCUAUUGUUAAUUUUGGUGAAUAUCCUGCACUUGAUCCAUCUACAAAACGUUAUCCUCACAUUGUAGAACAUGAAAAGCUUGUAAGUCAGCAUUUGGCGUUAGCAAUUGCGACUUAUUUGUUUACAGAAAACUACAAGCCACGGUCUUUAUCACACUUCAAAAGUUUGGCAGGAGGCUUUGCUAUGGACUUACCAACGGUUCUGCUAGCAGUUCGGCAAUUCUGCCAAAUGCUUGAGAAAACAAAACUUUUAAUACUUUUGCAAUUGGAUGAAUACCAACGCGACCAAUAUUUAACAACUGUUAUUUUGCGCUUUAUCUCUACUCUCGUUUCCGAUGCAAAAGUCAAACAGCUUAAUGCUUUAAUUGUACCUAUUUGCACAGGUACAGCCCCAACGAAAAUCGAAGAAUUAGAUAAUCCAGGUCACCCCAGCGUGACUAAUUAUAUGAUUUAUGACAUACAUAUGUCGCCUAUGGGUAUGAAAGCAUCUCUUGACUUUAUGGAUUCUAUAAUAGAAUAUAGAACAAAAAAAAUCAAUCCAAUCCCGCGUGAAGAUCCAUUGUAUCGUAUCUUGAUUGGUGCCGUUGGAGGAAUUGCGGUUAUUAUGGAACAGUGCGCUGAGGAACUUAUCAGAAUGAAGGUUUCUUUUACUUCGGCAGAACAAGCCAGAGAAAUUUGGAAAGUUCUUGUUGAAUGGCUAAAGAGGAGAUAUACACUUAAGAACUGGUUAGAUAGUAUUGGAGGGAGAAAACAUCCUGAAGAUAAUAAAGAAGUCAAACGUAGACAUGCCGUAUUGAAGCUGAUGUUUUGGGUGCAUACUCAAAAGCUAAUCACCAAGGACACUGCUCUGAAUAACAGUACCAUAAGGGAUCAUGAAGCUGGGGGUCUUAUUUAUUUAGAGGCGGUUGAUGGCACUCACUAUAAGAUCAAAGCUCCUCUUAUAUUAAUAGCAUCUCUUGUUUCACACUUAAAAUUAGGUUUCUUUGAUGAUAUUAUUUUAGAUCCAUUGAGACGGCUAGAUGAAGACACCUUCCCAAUAUUCAUUAUACAUAUGCAUCUGAUAACAUACAGAUUGGCGGCAAUGAUUGGAAUUCGUAACAUGACUAUUAAAGAUAUUUAUUUUGGGUACAUCAUGGCAUCAGAAGAAACAUUAUCUAGGACAAUUAAUAUUCAUCCUAAUGUGGAAUAUAAAGCGGCACCCAUCUUAGAAAUGAGAAAAAAUGAUCCUAAACAUCCUUUCACAUAUAACAAUUUAACAACCCGUGAAAAGGUAUCUGUUAUUGCAGAUACUAAUAGUGAUAGGAUAGAAACUGUAGACACCACAACAGGUCAUUUUAUUGUGAUGACUCGUAAACGUAGUAAGUCAGCAGACGCUUUAACACCACAUGCAGAUGAGCAGUAUAAAUUCAGUGCUGCUAUAGCAUCAGGUCACCCUGUCCAUAAAACAUCUACAGGUGAUGUUGACCUGAAAGAGUUUAAAACGGAACUAGAGAAGGCUAAGGGUUGUGAAUGCUUUGUCUUGCUUACUAUAAAGCGGUUUUUACAUGGAGUUAACGAGCUUCCCCCAAAAUCUGGCAUCGUGUUUGGAGAUCGGCUUUUGGGUUUUAUGGGAAUAUACGGAGACUUAACAAAAUUUAUUGCAUUGUCCCCUGAAGAAGAGUCGAAGAAGGAAUUAGAAAGGAUGGUUAUUGAUUAA